CAAGGAUUCUCCACUGAAACGAAGUCCAUUGGGGUGAUAUCAAUCUCUGCAAACAAUGUGAUCUAGUUCAACUCUUUUAUUGGCAAUAAUUGAAGAGCUGAAACAUUGAAAAAUAUGUCUUCCCGUCCAGAAUUGAAGGUCGAUGAUGAGCAUGGCUUCAUCCGGUACUUCAAGUCACUGCCGUCUGUGGACGGUGAGACAGUCCGAAUCUUCGAUCGAGGUGAUUGGUUUACGGCCCAUGGCGAGGAUGCCAACUUCAUUGCUCGGACAGUCUACAAGACAACAUCUGUCGUAAGACAGCUUGGACGAAACGAUGCCAGCGGUCUACCUUCGGUCACCAUGACCGUAACAGUCUUCCGACAGUUCCUUCGAGAAGCUCUUUACAAGUUAGGAAAGCGAGUGGAAAUCUAUGCAAGUUCUGGCGGCCGAACGAACUGGAAGAUCGCGAAGCAGGCAUCUCCAGGCAACCUACAAGAUGUAGAGGACGAUCUGGGUGGGCAAUUCGACUCUGCUCCCAUGAUACUAGCCGUCAAAAUAUCAGCCAAGGCGUCAGAGGCACGUAGUGUGGGAGUAUGCUUCGCAGAUGCUAGUGUGCGAGAGCUCGGGGUCAGCGAAUUUCUGGACAACGACCUAUACUCCAACUUCGAGGCUCUCCUGAUCCAAUUAGGUGUCAAGGAAUGUCUCAUUCAGUAUGAUAAAUCCGAGAAGGGCAAGGACCCCGACUUGGCCAAGCUUCGUCAGAUCAUCGACAACUGUGGCAUCGCCAUUUCCGAAAGGUCGGCCGGAGACUUCGGUGCCAAGGAUAUCGAACAAGAUCUUGCACGGCUGCUCAAGGAUGAGAGGUCGGUCACUUCACUCCCACAGACCGACCUCAAACUUGCCAUGGGCUCUGCGGCAGCUUUGAUCAAGUAUCUAAGCGUUCUACAAGAUCCCUCCAAUUUUGGUCAAUAUCAACUGUACCAACAUGACUUGUCUCAUUUCAUGAAGCUGGACGCUGCUGCGCUGAAGGCGCUCAACUUGAUGCCGGGGGCUCGGGAUGGGUCGAAGACGAUGAGUCUUUAUGGCCUUCUCAACCACUGCAGGACACCUGUUGGCAGCCGUUUACUAUCGCAAUGGCUCAAGCAACCCCUUAUGAGCAAAGUUGAGAUUGAAAAGCGACAACAACUGGUUGAGGCUUUUGCGAAUGAUACGGAGCUGCGCCAGACUAUGCAAGAAGAGCAUCUCAAAUCAGUGCCCGAUUUGUAUCGCUUGGCCAAACGCUUCCAACGGAACAAGGCCAACUUGGAAGACGUCGUCCGAGCAUAUCAAGUCAUCAUUCGUCUUCCAGGCUUCUUGGGCACUCUCGAAGCUGUGAUGGACGAGAAGUAUAAGGAUCCACUUGACGAAGCGUACACCAACAAACUCCGCGAGCUUUCUGCCAGUCUUGGCAAGCUCGCAGAGAUGGUUGAAACCACUGUUGACCUCGACGCACUCGACAACCACGAAUUCAUCAUCAAGCCUGACUUUGACGACGGUCUUCGCAUCAUUCGGAGACGGCUGGACAAACUUAGGUCGGAUAUGGACCAGGAGUUCCGCAAUGCUGCAGACGACCUGAAUCAAGAAGAGAACAAAAAAAUCUUCCUGGAGAACCACAAGGUACACGGCUGGUGCAUGAGAUUAACCAGAACAGAAGCAGGCUGCAUCCGCAACAAUUCCAAUUAUCAGGAAUGCUCAACGCAAAAGAACGGUGUCUACUUCACUACAAAAACGCUGCAAGUCCAACGUCGCGAGUUCGACCAGCUAUCGCAGAAUUAUAACAGAACUCAGAGCAGCUUGGUCAGCGAAGUCAUCAGUGUAGCGAUGUCUUACUGCCCCGUGCUAGAGCUUCUUGCCGGUGUGCUCGCGCAUCUCGAUGUCAUCAUCUCCUUCGCCCAUUGCUCCGUUCACGCCCCCACAUCCUACGUUCGCCCUGUUAUUCAUCCCAGAGGUGAAGGGCAGACAAUCCUGAGGGAAGCUCGACAUCCCUGCAUGGAGAUGCAAGACGAUGUUCAAUUCAUCACGAACGACGUCGAGUUGACUCGCGAUAAGUCCUCGUUCCUCAUCAUUACAGGCCCGAACAUGGGCGGCAAGUCGACGUAUAUUCGGCAAAUUGGUGUUGUGGCGCUGAUGGCCCAAAUCGGCUGCUUCGUGCCUUGCGCGGAAGCUGAGUUGACCAUCUUUGACUCGAUACUUGCUCGUGUCGGUGCAUCCGACUCACAAUUGAAAGGGGUGUCCACCUUCAUGGCUGAGAUGCUGGAGACGGCCAACAUUCUCAAGUCGGCUACGUCGGAGUCCCUGAUCAUUAUCGACGAGCUGGGGCGCGGUACGUCGACUUAUGAUGGUUUCGGGCUAGCUUGGGCUAUCUCUGAACACAUCGUGAAGGAAAUCGGGUGCUUUGCCAUGUUUGCAACGCAUUUUCACGAGCUGACUGCUCUGGCGGACACCUAUCCCCAAGUCACCAACCUGCACGUCACCGCGCACAUCUCGGGUGCGAGCACGAACGUGACCAGCAGUUCAGAGAAAGACAAGCGCGAAGUGACGCUACUCUACAAGGUCGAGCCCGGCAUCUGCGACCAGAGCUUCGGUAUUCACGUCGCAGAACUAGUCCGGUUCCCGGACAAGGUGAUCAGAAUGGCGAAGCGUAAAGCGGACGAGCUGGAGGACUUCACGAGCAAGCACGAUGCCAAUGCCAUGGGAUACAGCAAACAUGACGUUGAGGAGGGCAGUGAGAGGUUGAAGGAUGUGCUUGUCCGAUGGAAGGAUGAGGUGAAGGGGGGAAUAUGAGUCGGGAGCAGAUGCUCAGCAAAAUGAGAGAGCUCGUCAAGGCGGAUGCGACGCUGAUGAGCAAUCCGUUCUUCAAGGCUGUUGAAGCACUGUGAUGAGUGGGAGUAUGGGAUUGUGUGCGAUGAAGCUGUGAAAAUUACUAUCGUCAUGGACUGGACGAACCUGAGCUGUACCGCCAUAUUGUGCCCUUAUUGGCUGGAGUCUGGCGUGUGGUAGGUGGAUACAACGAUAUAUUAUUUAUUGCUGCGGGCUAUGUGAUCACCUUAAGAUGCUGUAUCAGGACUUGCUUAUGCAAUGGCUAGUCAAAAUUGAGAUUCGUUUCGGGUUCGGCACUGGUACCCACCUGCUUGCACACGGAUCAGAUCCAUACCGGUAGCUGACAAUUGGG
Molecule: messenger RNA, 3190 nt
Organism: Pseudomassariella vexata
Lineage: Eukaryota; Fungi; Ascomycota; Sordariomycetes; Amphisphaeriales; Pseudomassariaceae
Product: muts domain V
Exons: 3
Coding region: 115-2802 (895 amino acids)
Biological process (GO): mitotic recombination; mismatch repair
Cellular component (GO): MutSalpha complex; nucleus
Molecular function (GO): ATP-dependent DNA damage sensor activity; mismatched DNA binding; ATP binding
Source: RefSeq, a predicted model, not a curated record